Molecule: messenger RNA, 1630 nt
Organism: Poeciliopsis prolifica (blackstripe livebearer)
Lineage: Eukaryota; Metazoa; Chordata; Actinopteri; Cyprinodontiformes; Poeciliidae
Exons: 6
Coding region: 62-670 (202 amino acids)
Source: RefSeq, a predicted model, not a curated record
GUCGCUGUGGAAGAGCCACACUUCUGCUUUCCACCGGGAGAAACUAAAGUCUGCGGCUGAGAUGGAGCUGUGGAAGAAAGCUGCGCUGUUCACACACGCAUUCCUUUUCAGUUUCUGCUGUGCUGUGGAUUUGCUGUGCACGGUGAAAAGAGAUGGCAGCCAGAUGGUUCACAGCAUCUCGCUGGAGUCUCAUGCUUCAGGUUUCCAGUCAGCCACAUGUGAUUCCACAUGGAGCAACGAAACUACCAUGCUCUCUACCAGCUCAUACCAACAUUCAUCACUGAUGACAAACAGCUUCCACACUCUAGAGAGAUCCGACUGCCAUGACUACAUUUUAUGGAAGGCACAGUGCUGGUCAGCAGAGAAGAUGGAACUGACAGAAUACACAGCCAACUGCACCACAACAUGUGCUGUGAUGAACUUGGGUCAAGUUGGAGACUCAAAAAUCUCGAUUUACCCCAUCAUUGGAGUCUUAUUGCUUCUGGGCAUGUUGGGUCUCAUCCUGUCCUACAAAUUCAAAGCAGACAUUUGCAGGUUUGUUUUCUUCCCCUCUGUAACAUCCUUACAAAAGCCAAAUGUUCUGAGAGUAGUGAAAUCGUGCUGUGUUUUGUGUUCGCAGGAUGUUAACAUUUUUGAGACGUCUCUACAUGCCUGUACCAAAUCAGAAUGAUGCAGCCCCAUCCAAAGUGGUGGUAGAGUCAGGAGGAAGCUGAUGUACUUGCAGUUUCUUUUAUUAUCAGACAGCAUCUUAGAAAAUAAUUAUUGUGCCUCUUGCCGUUAGAGUUUUUCUGCUAAAAACUGUACUUAAGCUAAACAUUGUUGCCUAUAUUUGAUGGCAGCAUCAAUUAUCAAUGCACUGUUACUGCCAUUAGCAUAGCACUCCAGUUUUACAUUUGUGUACAUUUAAAAAAAUACAUAUAUAUUUAUCUUACUGUGUUUUUUUUUUAGUAAAUUAGUUUAUAUUAUCAUUAAUUUAAAGAACAAAGAUGCUUAUGUUUUUAACCGCAGCUAAUCAUUUUGGACAGAAAUCCAACAUUAAUUGAUGUUUUAAAAAUCAAUAAUCUUCCCAGCCUUAAUAAUAAUUUCUUCUGCUGAAGUAGUGUGACUUACUGUUACACAGAUGAAUUAUUUAUGGGGCUGUGGAAGCCUCUGUGCUGCACCAGUGUGUGCACCAUGUGAGCCAUCAGCAUCCCCCUGAACCCACCCCCACUGUGAAAGCCUGAAAGCUGUGGAAGCUUAAAGAUGAAGCACCAGUGAGUGUUCCUUUAGCAUCCUGUAGCAUUAUGAACCAAUGUUUAUAAACUAUAUAUUGUGCAUAUAAGCUAUACACAGAAAGUGACUAUUAUUAAUAGCUUUUAUUAUUACACUAACAAGAUAUGAGCAUUAAUUAUGAUGAUAAAAUAUUAGACUUCAGAGUCAAAUCCUGACUCUGCUAUUAAUGUUAUUAUACAUACAGAAGGUUUUUGUAUGUGUUAUACCUGUACUGUACUGUGUGGACUCAUUUCUGUGAAGUUAGAUAGUGUCUUUCUAUUUUUUCUACUUUUAUCACUGUUUCACAUUUCAUAAGCUGCACUGUUUACUGUCGCAAUAUUUUGACCAGCUUAAUAAACUAUACCAGUUGCCAACAUAA